UUUUCAUUUUCAGGCGUGUUUCAUUUGAUAGAGGCGUUGUUCUAGGUUGGGACAGAGGAAGAGAUCUGUACUUUUGUAACGACUUUCUUAAUAUCUUCAUAUAUUCGCUCACAGUCGGAGUUUAACGGCAGACGUGUAGAUAUUUGUAAAAAAUGGUGGAAGUACGGAUUUUGGUUCCUUUUCUCAUCCUUUUCGGUUUAUCGACAGUACACACAGUGUUGGCGCAGAGUUCGACAACCGACAUGUGUGAGAAGCUGUCAAACACAACCUGUGAAGACUGUCUGAAGAAUGUGUCAUGUCUGUGGUGUCAGACAACCCAGAAGUGUGUCAGUUAUCCGGUUAGGACAAUCCUGCCCCCACACUCCUUGUGUCCACUCCCCGAGGCACGGUGGGGGGCCUGCUGGGUAAACUUCCAGACCCUAAUCAUCACCCUUUCAGUGGUUUGUGCUGCCAUCAUCAUCGCUAUUUUCAUCUGUUGCUUCUGCUGCUGUAAAUGUGAGAAUAUUGGGACUCAGAGGACAGAAGCUAAGAUGGAGAAACAAGCUACCAAAAGGAAAGCCAAGCAGGAAGAAAGGAAAACAGAGAUGAAGAUGAAGCAUGAUGAAAUCAGGAGGAAGUAUGGUCUGAAAAAGGACAGUCCUUACUCCAGAUUUGAGAACAGCUAAGCGUGUCAUUACAGGCGGCUCCUGAAAAUACCUGCAUUUUCUCUCUGUGAUUAGCAACUUUUUUCAGUAGUCCUGGCAUGAAAUGUCGAUUGACACAGCAGACAACUGUUGAUUGCUCUUUUUCACUGGAAUUAAGAGUGAAUAUAAGUAAGAAAAAUUAUACUAUCUUACAUCUUUUGGCAAAAGGUGCAGGUAUUCAUUUAAAUGAUUUUUGGGCCAUAUUGUUUCUUAAUAGCCAGAAUUAACUGGUCAGAAGACCGGUUAAGCAAUUCCUUUUCUGUAGUCGGUAUAUUAUUUUUUUCAACGUGUGAUUUUUAUUAAUUUUACAGUAAUUAAAAAACACCAAAAUUCUAGCACCGUUUAGUUACAUUAUUCGGUUUCAACUUAUUUCCCAUUUUAAGGAUAAUUGCAUGCUAAUUUAUAAUGAACUUAAUACCUAUGCAUGAUUGUUGCAUUUCCCAGUUUAGUGCAGAUAUACUGUAACGCUUGUAAGAAUGUUUUACAACGUCAGUGCUUACGGCUCAGUUUUUGGCCAUAGUUGUUCAUUUCACAACACUAACACUUAAAAUUGACUUUUUUUUGUUUUCUUUCCAGUGUUGUGCAAUUUGUUAUAUAGUGUUUUUACAAGAACAGUACAAUCCAAACAAUAACAGUGAAAACUGCCAUUUUUUCUUGUUUGUAUAUUGCUGAAUCUUUGCACAUUGGUCUGUCUUUGAAUUAUAUUACUUAUACCUAAUAUGAAUGUUACUCAAAUGCAAUAUUGCAGUGAUUAAAUGUGACUUGUUCCUGCUGUUUUGAAAGUAGGUCACUCUACUUGGCAAUAUAAUGUGUAGUCAUUAUUUAAUGUUACUUUGUGAAAGUUAAUCCACAGAGGACUGGAGUGUGCUGAUUUCUUAUAUUCUGCCACCAAAUCUCUACCUGGUUUAGUCCAAAAUUAGGCUGCAUAAAUAUUUAUUUUACGUUCUUUCAUGGUAAGUUUCCAAAAAUAUUCCUGCAAUAUAUUGCUGCUUUUUCUUAUAAUUACAGAAUUAAAAUUUCUUAUAAUUCUUUUAUUUUUGACAAAUUAUAAAGAAAACAUUCUUAUGCUACAUGCUAAUUAAUUUUGAUAAUUGAAUAAAAUUGUUGAACCAAAAGUCAUUGUAAAAA
Messenger RNA from Scleropages formosus (Asian bonytongue), 1811 nucleotides. It is a transcript of the gene pttg1ipb, whose product is annotated as PTTG1 interacting protein b. The transcript has 7 exons. Gene Ontology annotation, cellular component: cytoplasm; nucleus. NCBI's taxonomy places the organism in Eukaryota, Metazoa, Chordata, Actinopteri, Osteoglossiformes, Osteoglossidae. The record is from RefSeq and is a predicted model, not a curated record. The coding region runs from base 153 to 665 and encodes 170 amino acids. Gene Ontology annotation, biological process: protein import into nucleus.